UGUAGUCAGAUUGUUCAGAAGGGUUUUAGGGACUAUAUAACAUUGUUUCAUAAUAAAAUGGAUUUUCUUCUUAUCUCAAUUUAUACAGCAUCUUUUACACUUCGAUUCUUGUGUAUGUAUAAGUUUUGGAGCGCUCGACGUGAAAUAGAACAAUCAACCUCACUUGAUCCUGACAAAGCUUUUUACACAAUUUAUUGGUUAAAUGCCGAUCGAUUUUACUGGGAUACAUCGGAUCCAACCAACAUAUCAGAGGGUCUGUUGGCUAUUGCUAGCAUCUUAAGCUUUGUCAGAAUUAGUAAAAUUUUUACAGUGUUUAAAAGUCUUGGAAUUUUACAGAUAUCACUUCAAAGAAUGUUAAUGGACAUUGUUAGAUUCACGAGUCUUUUCUUUUUCGUAAUGUGGGCCUUUAUCCUUGGUCUACACAACCUAUUUCAGUACUACGAUCAUCCCGAAAAUCUGGAGAUUGAAAAUAGGAACAUGACAAUUAAUGCCAAACAAAGUUUUGGAACUUUAAAAGCGGGAUUUACAACAGUAUUUGGAUCCUUAUUUGGACGAGGUGAACCAGAUGUUGUUCUAUUAAAUGAAUAUAAUAAUAAUGUAACAGAAGAAUUUGGUUUUAUUAUAUAUUGGGUUUAUAACACAACAUUUGUGAUAGUUUUACUGAAUAUGUUGAUCGCCAUAAUGACCAGAUCAUGUCAAAAAAUAGCAGAAGACUCUGAUGUAGAAUGGAUGUUUGCUAGGAGUGUGUUAUUUAUGGAAUAUAUCGAUAGUACGGAUGUGUUACCAGCGCCUUUUAACAUCAUGUUCGCCCCUACAAUGAUUUUUAAAUCUUUAUAUUAUUUAUGUUGCCACAGUUCAGAUGAAGAUGUAGCCACGGUCGAAGAGUCAGUGGGAACCGGGACAGCAAAUCUAGCUGACGGCAGCUUCGCCAUUGAGAUGACAGAAACAAAUGAAUCAACAUCGACCGAACGAAAUUUUCCGACCACAUCUUCAAUAAACGAGGAGCCAGAGCUCGAUGAACAAAUAACUUAUACGAAAGUUAUGCGAAGAAUUGUUCAAAGAUAUAUAUUCGACAUUCAAAGUCAAAGAGAAGCGGAAGUGACUAAAGAUGACUUUGAAGAAAUACAAGAAGACAUUUCCAUUGACUUUAAAGAAAUAAAACAAGACAUUUCCAACCUGGCGAACAACCUGAUUACCAUGAAGAAGCAAAUUGAAAGUUUACACAGUGAAUUAAGUGGGCGUAAUGGAUCUUGCGAAGGCCGCAAAAAAGAACCAACUAAAGCCUCUGUCGUGUGUCGGAUCGCGGCACCGGAGGCCAUCGAGGCUUCGGUCAAAGAUAAAAAGGAAAAUUGAAGAAAGGAUAGUGAAAGUUUUUUUUAGCCCUUUUUCAAUGGGAUUGUCAGUUCUUAUACAUUUUUUAUAUAUAUAUUGACAACAUUAUACACAAAAUACUACAAUUUUGCAUUUAAAGCUGGCCGAUAUUUGUCAAUAGAAUAUGUCUCUUUGGCUUCUAAUAAAUCAUUAUUAUUGCUUUUUAGCUUGUACAUCGGAAAAACACUAAAUUUGCAACCACCACAAACAUCUAUAUGUCCACUAAAGGGGAUCAUCCUUUUAUGUGGAUUGAGUAUAUGAUGUCGAUAGAGGUUCAUCCUUGUCUUUAGCAUACUUAUAGUUUUUCCAAUGUAUAGAGAGAGAGAAAUGGGGUUUAACGUCAAUUCGACACAAACUAGGUCAUUUCGGGACUAACACAUAUGGUUCAAUUUUAUUUCAAUAAUUCGCUUGCGCGUAGGGGUCUUUAGCAUUGGGAGGAAACCAUAGGACCCGGAGAAAACCCACGAGGUUGGACAGGCGACCUACUCCUUGUCACGUAUAACCGGGGAAUCGAAACCCCGCCAGUUGACUCAAU
Patella vulgata (common limpet) is the source of this 1906-nucleotide messenger RNA. RefSeq names its product short transient receptor potential channel 7-like. Gene Ontology annotation, molecular function: inositol 1,4,5 trisphosphate binding; store-operated calcium channel activity. The record is from RefSeq and is a predicted model, not a curated record. Lineage: Eukaryota; Metazoa; Mollusca; Gastropoda; Patellidae. Bases 58 to 1353 code for a protein of 431 amino acids. Gene Ontology annotation, cellular component: cation channel complex; membrane. The transcript is spliced from 9 exons. Gene Ontology annotation, biological process: manganese ion transport; calcium ion transmembrane transport; regulation of cytosolic calcium ion concentration.